UAAGAAGGAAGCGAAGUAGCUCCGAAUCCGAUCGGCUGCAAUGGCUUCGCAGAGAGACCGCGAGAGCUUCGUCUACAUCGCGAAGCUUGCUGAACAGGCGGAGCGCUACGAUGAGAUGGUGGAUGCAAUGAGGAAGGUGGCGAAGCUGGAUGUGGAGCUCACGGUGGAAGAGCGGAAUCUGCUGUCAGUUGGAUACAAGAAUGUGAUCGGGGCGCGGAGGGCCUCGUGGAGGAUUUUGUCUUCGAUUGAGCAGAAGGAGGAGGCGAAGGGGAAUGACCUGCACGUGAAGAGGAUCAGGGAGUAUCGGCAGAAGGUGGAGUCGGAGCUUUCCAAUAUCUGCAACGACGUUAUGGCUGUUAUUGAUGAGCAUCUCAUCCCCUCCGCCACUGCUGGAGAGUCAUCUGUUUUCUACUACAAAAUGAAAGGAGAUUAUUAUCGUUAUCUGGCAGAGUUUAAGUCUGGGAAUGAUAGAAAGGAAGCUGCUGAACAAUCUCUUGAGGCGUACCAGGUGGCUUCAAGCACAGCUGAGGCAGAUCUAUCUCCUACACAUCCUAUUCGCCUAGGCUUGGCACUGAAUUUUUCAGUCUUUUACUAUGAGAUUAUGAACUCACCUGAAAGGGCUUGCCACCUUGCCAAACAAGCUUUUGAUGAAGCCAUUUCGGAGCUGGAUACCUUGAGUGAAGAGUCAUACAAGGACAGUACGUUGAUUAUGCAACUUCUCAGGGAUAACCUUACCUUGUGGACCACUGAUAUCCCCGGAGAUGAAGGUAUCCAACAGCAAGAGGAGAGCAUUGAAGGAGAAGCGGUGGCAAUAAGCUAUGAUGAAGAUACAAUAGGAUUGGUAGAGGACACUGCAAAGGAUACUACUUCUAAGGUAAUUGCCGGCGAAAGGAAAGAAGGGGGCAUUCAUUAAACUGAUCAACCCUUUGCCAUUUGGCUGGUUUCCUCUGGUACGACCAAAAAAUUCCGCUUCUGUAUGGUUUUAUAUGUAACAUAUGUCGGGGAAAUUUUGUGGUGUUGCAAAAUUAGGGAUCUAUGGCUGGGUGAAGCAGGAAGGUAUGGUUCAUUUCUGUAAUUUUUCUGCUAGUUUUUUAUCUAUCACGCUCAGGGCCGUAUUCAGUGGACAUUAAUGCCUUGUUCUCUAACAUAUUACUAAUUUAAAAGAGACCAUUACUACUGCAUCUUUGCCCAA
Molecule: messenger RNA, 1192 nt
Organism: Dendrobium catenatum
Lineage: Eukaryota; Viridiplantae; Streptophyta; Magnoliopsida; Asparagales; Orchidaceae
Product: 14-3-3-like protein C
Exons: 7
Coding region: 41-913 (290 amino acids)
Biological process (GO): signal transduction
Cellular component (GO): cytoplasm
Source: RefSeq, a predicted model, not a curated record